Molecule: messenger RNA, 2172 nt
Organism: Peronospora farinosa
Lineage: Eukaryota; Oomycota; Peronosporomycetes; Peronosporales; Peronosporaceae
Source: the annotation of a GenBank genome assembly
AUGGCACGUAGUGUGUCCACAUAUGUGGACAAUAACAGUGCUAGAGAUGGUGGUCAUACUACCAGUCGUCAUACAACAGACUCGGAGUUACGAACAGAGUCGAUGGUACAGCCCAAGAUGACAAUUAGUAGCAAGCGUUUUAACCUCAUGAGUACAGCAGAGUCUUUAUCUAGUAAUGGAUUAAUACCUACAACUAUUGGUUCUAAUGACUCGAUGAUUGUAAAGAAGAGCAAACACUCUUGGAAAACAAAGAAGAAGAAGAAGAAGAAGAAAUGGUGGUCUCAUAUGGACCGAGAGUCUUUUCGUACGCUUCUUAUGGAACAAAUGAACUCGAAGAGAGUAUCGUCCGUACUACGAAAGUAUAUGGACGAGAUACCAAUUUUAAACAACAAGUGGUCGGACCAGGAGCUUGUGAUGAUAGUCUGUGCACUCAUUAAAAUGAAUCGCAGCGAGAUGGCGCUGGAAGUGCUGCGUAAUCAGAUCAACGAACCCGACCGUGAUCGUCUUAAUCGAGUUGCAGCGGCGAGUGCCAGGUUGGGCAAUGCACAAGUAGCACAGGGGGUUCUGGAGAUCACGAAAUACUUUAACUUGCAACCCGACGUCGUCACUUAUACCAGCGUCAUUCACGCCUGUGCUCGUGGUGGCAAAGGGGACGUUCCGAUGGCGUUGCAUUAUCUGAACGAGAUGAUCAUGGCCGGCGUGGAGCCAAAUGCACGCACGUACGGUGCUGCUGUUCUUGCCUAUGCACAGUUGGGGAGAUGGGAAGAGAUUAAAAAUUUGUUGUGCUCGAUUGCGUACACGGACGACGCGCACAAGAAGGAGGUAUUCACGUGCGCAAUUGUCUCGUGCUCGCGCAAUCGCAAGCAUGACUACGCUUCUCGACUCUUUGAGUUGUUGCUCGAAGACGGUGUUUACCCGGGUGAUAACGUUUGCAAUGCCGCGCUCAGCUCCUGUGCACGGACCUCUGAUCUGACACAGAUUCGUCGCAUCUCAAAGCUGCUCGAGCUCCACGCAACACCCUCAAUCUACUCCUACAACUGCAUGAUCUCGGCAUUUGGCAAUGCUUGCAAAAUGGAUGAGGCGAUGCAAGAAUUCGAAAAAAUGCGGGAGAACCUUGUCGCUACGCCCGAUAUUGUCACGUUUAAUUCGUUGCUAGUUGCUGCUGUGCGCUCACGAGAGGUCCACAGGAUUCCCUUCAUCUUGUCACUCAUGAACAAAGCUGGCUUGAAGUGGGACGCAUACACGCUGAACAUACUGUUGCAGGGAUGUGGGGUAAAUGGUGACGUUAAAAUGGCCGAGCACUACUGGCUAACGGCAACAGAAGGAAAAGCAGCAGACGCGGAUCAGCCUCUUGACACGCAUCGUAUUUCCCCCGAUCGUGCACAUUUUGAGAACCUCAUGGGUGUAUACUACGCUGCGACAGACUACAAAGCCGUCGUAGAUUUAUGGCAAAAGAACAAGCUCUGUCGCCGUCGCACUAAAAGCUCCAAGGCUCUUAAUUUCUUGAUCCGCGCGUGUAAAGGUCUAAAGGAUGACAAGAUGGCAAUGACGAUCCUGUCUGAGUUUGCUGACCGUGGACAUCCACUAUCGCCGAUCACGCAUCACCACAUGCUGGAAGUGUUUCUCGCUGCUGACAAGUACACUGAUGCAUUGGCAUAUAUGCACAAGAUGAUUAAGGUGGAUGGCACGGCAUCCAUAUUCGCGUUCACAUUACUUAUGAAGUACUUGGCAAAGAAGAAUCGCCACUCGGACGUGCUGGAAAUGUUUGACUUGUACCUGGAUACCCGUGAAGCUUCCACUAAGGGGCAGAGCCCGUUGCUUCAUUUCCCAACGGACGCAAUCUAUGUCUUGAUGUUCCGAUCGGCCGUGGAGUUGCAAGACCAUGAAACAGUCCUUAUGAUUUACGAUAAUUUGCCGACUACGAUGUCUGUUGCUGUUCGAACGGAACUGCUCCGGUUGGCCAUAGCAUCAUGCGAGCACGAGGGAGAUUGGCGCACUGCAGUCACGUUGUAUGAUGAUAUGACCGGAAGGCUGGACGAAGACAUUAAUGUGGAGUUGUACAAGCAAGUCGUGAAGAUUGUCGCCAGUGCCGGAGAGUUUGACCGUGCGCUUGACGUAGGCGGUGGAGAAUGGUACCGCCAGAACCGACCCGAUAAGGGCUGGGGGCUUUAG